Messenger RNA from Pangasianodon hypophthalmus (striped catfish), 6556 nucleotides. It is a transcript of the gene adamts18, whose product is annotated as ADAM metallopeptidase with thrombospondin type 1 motif, 18. The transcript has 23 exons. Gene Ontology annotation, biological process: proteolysis; extracellular matrix organization. Gene Ontology annotation, molecular function: metalloendopeptidase activity. Gene Ontology annotation, cellular component: extracellular matrix. The coding region runs from base 156 to 3851 and encodes 1231 amino acids. Lineage: Eukaryota; Metazoa; Chordata; Actinopteri; Siluriformes; Pangasiidae. The record is from RefSeq and is a predicted model, not a curated record.
AGAGAGAGCACUGCUACCUGUCCUGUGCACGACACAACUCGCAGCAAUGCGCGCGGAUCGGCGCCGAUUCUUCUCUCCGCUUUGCAGAGCGCACAGAUAGAGAGAGAAAGAGAAAGAGAAAGAGAGAGAGAGAGAGAGAGAGAGGAGAAGCGAGCAUGGACUUCCUUCAUCAUCUCCUCCUCUUCCUCAUCUUCUUCUUCUUCACCUGCGGAGUUUGCUCACCUGCGCGCGUGCUGUGGCUCGGGAGCGUUCUGAAGACUCUGCAGCUAUGCCUGUCCAUGUCAUCAGUCUCAGCGUCCUCCACCAGUGGCCUCAAUCACGAUUACAUGUUCACCACGCCGGUGGAGGUCGACGCUCACGGAAGCUACGUCACUCACAACUUGUCGAGGUCGAGGCACCGAAGCCGAAGGUCGCUAGAAGAAGGUGAAGGUCAUGUUCACUUCCGUGUCUCUGCUUUUGGGAAGGAGUUACACUUAGCGCUGCGGCCCGCCGGCGUCAUCGCCGAGGAGUUUACGGUACAGACGCUGAGCGAGGGCGGAGUCAGGGUCACACACAUCGACCCCGACGUACGGAACUGUCUCUAUCAGGGCAGCGUGAGGAACCACACCGGUUCUACUGCAGCUGUUUCCACCUGCACGGGACUGUCAGGUCUGAUCCGGAUGUCGAGUGAGGAGUUCUUCAUCACUCCUCUGCCCAAACAUUUGGCAUUGGAGCACAACUACAGCGCCCCCGCUGGACACCAUCCACACGUCAUUUACAAACGCUCAGCAGAACGGCGCAUCCACGGGGACAGAACAGAUAGAUCAGACAAGCAUCGCCAUCACCACCACCAUCACCACCAGCAUCAUCAGCAUGAUUACCAGCACGGGAGGUUUCAGAGGCAACACUUCUGUGGGCGCCGCAAGCAAUACACUCCUAAGCCCCCUGCAGAGGAUCACUUCGUAAUGCCUGAUGAGUUUGAGAGUGCAGGCCGGAUAAAGCGAUCACCGAUCUCGUCUAAUAAAGUGGGAGCUCUGAAUGUGGAAACUCUGGUGGUGGCCGACAGGAAGAUGGUGGAGAAACACGGGCAGGAAAACGUCACCACCUACAUCCUCACCAUCAUGAACAUGGUCUCCAGCCUGUUUAAAGACGGCACCAUCGGGACAGAUAUCAACGUCGUGGUGGUCAGCCUUCUCCUGCUCGAGCAAGAGCCACUGGGUCUCUCCAUCUCUCACCACGCAGAUCAGACGCUGAACAGUUUCUGCCAGUGGCAGUCGGGGCUGAUGGGUAAAAACGGCAAGAGACACGAUCACGCUGUUCUCCUCACAGGCCUUGAUAUCUGCUCAUGGAAGAAUGAACCAUGUGACACGCUGGGUUUCGCCCCCAUCAGUGGGAUGUGCAGUAAAUAUCGCAGUUGCACCAUAAACGAAGACACCGGACUGGGCCUUGCCUUCACCAUCGCACAUGAGUCAGGGCACAAUUUCGGGAUGAUCCAUGAUGGAGAGGGAAAUCCCUGCAGGAAGGCGGAGGGGAACAUCAUGUCUCCGACUCUGGCGGGGAAUAACGGUGUGUUCUCCUGGUCGUCCUGCAGUCGCCAGUACCUCAACCGCUUCCUGGGCACAGCUCAGGCCUCGUGUUUGGUGGACGAACCGAAGCUGAUUGGUCAGUAUAAAUACCCGGAGCAGCUCCCGGGGCAGAUCUACGACGCAGACACACAGUGCAAGUGGCAAUUCGGCUCCAAGGCCAAGACCUGCAGACUCGACUUCGUCAAGGACAUCUGUAAGUCGUUAUGGUGCCAUCGGGCAGGGCAUCGGUGUGAGACCAAGUUCAUGCCUGCUGCUGAGGGGACGACAUGCGGACCGGAUAUGUGGUGUCGUAAGGGGCAGUGUGUGAAGUUUGGGGAUCACGGGCCGAAGGCGGUUCAUGGUCAGUGGUCAGGUUGGUCUGAUUGGUCGGAUUGUUCCAGAAGCUGCGGGGGCGGAGUUAUGUAUCGGGAACGCUCUUGCAACAGUCCCAGGCCGCAGCACAGCGGGAGAUUCUGCCAGGGUUCGAGUCGACUGUACCAGCUGUGUAGCACCGGGCCGUGUCAGCGAGACGCCGUGGAUUUCCGGGCGCAGCAGUGUGCCGAGUACAACAGCAAACCGUUCCGAGGCUGGUUCUAUAAAUGGAAACCGUACACCAAAGUGGACGAUGAAGAUAUCUGUAAGCUCUACUGCAUCGCAGAGGACUUCGAUUUCUUCUUCGCCAUGUCCAGCAAGGUGAAGGACGGCACGUCGUGCUCCGAUCUCACGCCGGACGUGUGUAUCGACGGGAUCUGUGAGUCGGUGGGAUGUGAUCAGGUUUUGGGCUCCAGCGCUGCUCUGGAUGUCUGCGGCGUGUGUAAAGGAGACAAUUCCACCUGCAAACUCUACAGCGGCCGGUACAACUUACAGCACCGAGCCAACGAGUACUACCCGGUGGUGACGGUUCCUGCUGGAGCUCGGAGUAUCCGUAUUCAGGAGCUGGAGAUCUCCAGCAGUUAUCUGGCGGUUCGAGGCCAGAAACAUGGCUCUUAUUUCCUGACUUCUGACUGGACGGUGGACUGGCCAGGGAAAUUCAACUUUGCCGGAACCACAUUCUUGUACCGGCGCUCGAGUAAUCAGCCCGAGAGCCUGUACGCCCCGGGACCGACCAAUCAAACGCUGGUCUUUGAGAUCCUCGUCCAGGGUAAAAACCCAGGAGUGCUGUGGGAAUACACACUUCCUCUACAAGAGAAAAAACACACCUACACGUGGAGAGUGAUCCGAUCGGACUGCUCCGCCUCAUGUGCAGGAGGUCGCGUGUCGGUGAAGGCCGUGUGUGUGCAGGAUGAACAGGUUCAGGUGAACUCCUCACUGUGUGACUCUCACAGCAGACCUGCGCUGGCGUCUCAGCUCUGUAACACACAGCCGUGUCCGGCCAGCUGGUCGGUGGGUAAAUGGAGUGCAUGCAGUGUGUCGUGUGGAGAAGGCCAGCAAAGUCGCACCGUCCGCUGUCUCAGGAAGGUGAUGUACCAAAAGGAAGAGUUAGCCCCGCCCUCGAUGUGCCCUUCACCUGCCCCGGCUCACACACAGCCCUGCAACACACACUCCUGCCCUCCAGAGUGGGGUACUGGCUCCUGGUCACAGUGCUCGAAGACAUGUGGACGUGGUGUGAGGACACGGAGUGUGUUCUGCCACAGAGUUAAUCACGUCUCUGGUGCGUUGGCUCUCCGAGACAGCUUGUGCGAGCUCCAGCUGAAGCCCAAAGCUCAGGAGAGCUGCGUGAUGAGCCGCUGCCCUAAAAACGAGCGACUGCAGUGGAUCACCACCGCCUGGGGAGAGUGCUCCGUUUCCUGCGGAGGAGGUGUGAGGAAUCGAGAGCUGCGCUGUGCAGAGAGAGACUCUAAUGGAGGUUUUACAGAAUUCCCCAUCAGGAGGUGUAGAAAUCUCCGGAAACCCCACACCGACCUCCAGCAGGCCUGUAAUAAAGCACAGUGUCCUGCCCUGCAGCCUCAUGUCCCUCCGCCCGGCCUGGGGAGAGAGAGCGGUGCCAUGGCACUCGGCUGGUACUCAUCACCAUGGCAACAGUGUACAGUGACGUGUGGAGGUGGCGUCCAGACGCGCAGUGUUCAGUGUCUCCGACAUGGCCGACCCUCCUCCGGGUGUUUAACACACCACAGACCCAUCAGCUCCAGAGCCUGUAACACACACUUCUGCCCUCCACCAGGACUGGCUCCAGGACCUGCUAUUAAAGGAGAGCAGUCGUGUGUUGAUUACUUCACCUGGUGUCGCCUGGUUCCCCAACACGGCGUGUGUAACCACCGCUUCUACAGCGAGCAGUGCUGCAGGUCGUGCUCAAUCAAGAAGCUAUAGAGCCCAAGGACUUUCCCAUGAGCACCCUCUCUGACUCAAACGACCCUACGGAUACCCACAGGGCCCAAACUGGAUUUGGGGGAGGAAAAUAAAACAUUUAAAGAAAUGGACAAAAGAAAGCGAGAGGCAUGGAGGCCUGGUUCUUCCUGAAGUACUUGACGGGCAAAACACUUUGGAGGAAAAAAAAACAACUCUGUGUUUUUGCUAAAACUGUGGUGAAGUUUUAAAGGGACCGAAAUUGGGUUUAGAACUGGACACUCACUGCAGGACGUUACUCCUGUAAAUGGACAUUCCUGUAUUAUUAUUUUUUUAUUGUGAUCAUCAGAGUCGAAGCAAAUGUUGCGUUCAGUUAUAUUUUAUAUUGUUUAAAUUACUCACUUCCGGAGAUGUUUAUUUUUACACAAGGAUGCACCGAGCUGAUACCGACUGCGUUUCACAUUUUUGUUCGAUCUGGUCCGUAAUUGUUUUGUAAAGCUCUAUUUAAUUGCGCUUAUAUAAAAAAUAUCAAAUUUGACUAAAAGUUCAGAAAAAUACAGGACGGAGCUUCGAUUAAAUCAUAAACUAUCCUUUCUUUUCAUUCCUUCAUCUUGAUGUGCUGCCUAGCAUUUAAUACCGGUUUUAAUCGCGUGCACAACGUUAUAGUUUAGCAAUGUUAGCUAAACAACCUAAAUGCUAACAUUAGUAACGAGUUAAUUUCGCUAAUUUUAUUCAGGGGAACAAUUUAUUUCACUUGAAAGUCAUCUGUUUUGCUAGAGAACUUCCAGACACAGCUAGACAGGUAAUAACAUUGUUAGAUAAUAAAAUACACAGUAUAAAAAGUUAGCCAAGCUAACCAGGUACCUAAACAUUUAUCUGCCUGACCAGUUAGCUGACAUUAAUGUUACUUGUCCAGAAUCUGUAAAGUAAACUAAUAAAGCAGCUGUAAAGCAGCUAUUUUUACUAGCAAGCUAGCUAGCUUUCAGUAAACAACUUAAUUGAAUAGUUAAAAUCAGUAGAUGUGUUUGCUAGGAAACUAUGUAACAGUAGGCCAAGUUUUAUAUUGUGUAAUUAUAAAGGCCAUGAUCACUAGCAUGUUAGCUAACAUGAGGUAAACUGUUUUUUUGAAACAAGGUCAGAAGAAAGCCAGGAAACAUUAAGUAAGAUAUUGUGGUGAUGUGAUAUGACUGAUUUUACAUUCGCAAAAUUAGCUAUGAGAGAAAAACAGCAAAAAGGAGUUGCCACGCACACACACACACACACACACACACACACACACACACACGUGUACACACACAGACUGACUUUGUACAUUAUUAAAGUGGAAGAAGGUCAGGAUCAGCUUUGUAUCGGGUUACAUCUGAAUCUCGAAGUUCUGAUUAGCGAGCCUAAAGCCAUCCUGAGUCUAAUCCUACGUUCACACUUGCUAAGUGACAAAUCCCUUGUGCCGCUUGUAGCUACUGCUGCUGUCGUCACUCGUGUGCAUGGCCUUUUUCAGUUCUGAUCAGAAACAGUAGUAGCUAUAUAUAGCUUCUAAAGCUAACUUAGUAAAAUUAAAAUGAUUUACAUGUUACUUGCUCUAGCGUCGUUCUUGGAAAAGAUUAGCAAAGCAAAGCUAACUCUACUAGCUACAUAGACUCCCCAGAGACAUCAACGAUCUCUGCUUCUCCCUUUCAAGCUUUAUUUUUCUUCGUUUUGUCUCUAUACACAUUUAAUGAAGUGGUAUAUGACAGGAUAAGAUGAAACGAUGGUUAUAAGUUCUUCAUCCAUUUUUGUUCAUCAAACAGUAAACGGGAAUUAAUUACAGGUAGGAACUAAAGUUCUGAGCAGAGAACUGAAGAAAUGUCGGACCACAUGCACCAUAGGCUUGGUCUGAGCAAUUAUUCGAGGCAAAUAUCACUGGGAUUUGUCACUUUACAGCAUCAUACAGAAUUUGCAUGGAAUUGAAUCUCAGUUUAAAACCCUUGAGCAGUGGCUUUGUCGCUCACUAGCGUGAACGCAGAGUUACAGCUUUACGAUCAGUUCCUUUCUAAAUGUUAUAGUUUAAGGAUUCCUGAUGGUCGCUCUUUUAAAUUAUUUUGGAUAUCGUGUAACUGUGCACAUCCACCUAAAUCUUCCACCAAAUCUGACAUAUUCACAGUAUCCCCCAUCAGCCAUGUUGGAAUUACAGCAAUUACAGGAGUUUAUCAUUUUUCCUAGACGUUAAAGAGCAGUCAGAAAAGUAAACAAAAGUUAGUCUUAAACACACCAGAUUGUCUCAAUGGGAAAAAUACAGAUGCAGUUAUGACCAUUCAUUAUUUCAGAAAUCUAAAUGAUGAAGUAAGAAGAGUCACCAAAAUAAUUACAAUUCGAAAUGUGAAUUUUAGAAGAUUAUGGAUGCUAAUGAAAUGGUUUUGAGUGUUAACUCUAUCACCUCUGGGACGUGCUGUAUGUCAGAAAACGCUAUCAUCAGCUUCAGAUUAUUUUCAACUCAAUCCAGCUGGUUUAUUUUUCACCGGUUUUGUGUUUUGGUGCUGUUUUCCGUUAGAACGUACUGUAUUAUAUAUAUUUAUAUAUAUUUGUGUAUAUAUUCACAUUCACAUCUUGAUCAGUGGUGCAAUCUCAACUCCUUCAUCAUAAAGUGCACAGUCUUUAAACGUUGUGUCUCAUGAGUGUUUUUCCCUCCAAUUUUCCCAAAAUCACAAUCAAGGAAAAUAUUCCUCACCUUACAAACAAAUGCCCCAAUGGUC